This is a messenger RNA of Ylistrum balloti, 951 nucleotides long. Its product is annotated as protein lifeguard 1-like. Lineage: Eukaryota; Metazoa; Mollusca; Bivalvia; Pectinida; Pectinidae. The record is from RefSeq and is a predicted model, not a curated record. The coding region runs from base 77 to 556 and encodes 159 amino acids. The transcript has 3 exons.
UAAUGUAAACAACGGAAAAGAAAUAUUCAAUUGGACUGGAUAUCGAUAUUAGACUAAAGCAAUCGACUUGAGAACCAUGUCCGAAUCACAUACCCAUCCAGAAGACCCUCCGCCAUCGUAUGAAUCAGUGAUACAGAACCCUGGAGGAGGUGCACCAUUUCCUCCUGGAACUGAGCCCAAAGACAACUACAACAUACCUACCUACGGAGCCUAUCCUGUUCCUCAGCCACAUGCAUCUUAUCCUGCACCAACAAAUAGCUCACAGCCAUACCCGACACAACCAGCUAGUCAGUAUCCUGCAGGAACUUACCCACAGGCGGGAUAUGGUUAUCCUGCUACUGGGGUAUAUCCUAUGCCAGGUCAACAGCCUCAGUAUAAUGUGCCCAAUUCUCAACCCUACACGACAGGACAAGCACCUGCAGUCUUUACCACCAACACAUCCUUAGGGGUCAAUGCCCAGAACAAUCUUCGCAAGAAAAGAGCACUUUUAUGUACCACAGUGAUGAUUGCAAUUUUUAUUGCAAUCAUCAUUUUCAUUAUGCAAAUCGCGAUGUAAGUACUUUCAAGCCCUACACCUGUCAUAGUGGGUGAUGUUACAAUGAUAUCCAAGAUUGUUACUACUGUUAUUAAUAUUAUUUGUAUUAUUUAUAUAUCGUUUUUAGUUAUGUACACCAUUAAGCAGACAACAUUUUCUCCACAUGUAACUUUAUUUGUUUACGAAUCCUGCUGUUUCAUAAAGAGAAUUCAGACAAAAUUGCUGAUUUUGUAAAUCACAAUAUAUUUAGAGAUGAUUGAUCAAGGCUUCAGUAUUCUAUUUUCAACAGUUCUAAUUUAACAAAAAUUUCUUCUUACAGAAGUAUAUUUGUGAAUAAGAAAAUAAAAUACUUUUUUAUCUGGUUUUGUAAUUUCAUUGUAAUUAGAAUGCAAUGAAUACAACUGAUAUUAUGAUAU